AUGAGAUUUGGCGCAUUGCAAGUACUUGUUCUGUUUGGGUGGAUGACAUGCUCCACAUUUAGGGUGGAAAGUCUUGGAGUGUUUGAUUUGGCAGAGAACGAAAGACCUGUGUUAUUUCCAAUAAUCUUCUAUGGAAGCAAUGCGAUUGUGCUGCCAAAUACAAGAUUCAAAGAUUUGGAGAAGGGGACGAGUGAGGAAGUGCAUGCGAAAAGGUUUAUAAGUUGUAUUCCGCGUAUGGUGCUAUCGUUUAUGUUUUAUGAUGUAUACUGUAAGGAUGAUAGCCGGCUUGAGAGGAUAUUUGUAAGAGAGAUGGGAAGGUACAUGGAAAGGAUAUCUGAAGAGGCAUUGAGUGUGUAUGCAAAGGGGAGAAAGACGUUUGGGGAGUUGCUGUUGAUGGUGUACGAUAGAUUGUUUGAAUGCGAUGUUCGGGAUAGAAACAGGAGGAUGACGAUACUUGGAAGGCGCCUUAUUGAGGAAGCUGAUAAGAUGAUGGAUGAUAUAGGUGAUGAUAUAGAUGUUGAGGAAAGGGAGGAGAGAGAGGAUUUUUGUAGUGUGAUCAAGGAACGUGGAGAGAAAUGCUGCAAUGUAGAGAGAUGGAGGCGGAUAGUUCGUGCAGAGAGUGUGGUGUGUGAUGCAUCUGCGAGCCUUUAUAGUAAGCUUCCUGAGGAGGAGCUUUUGGGGCUGCUGGCUGAAGGAUGUACCAAAAAGAUUCUUAAAAAGAAAGGACUUAGUGAGGAGGAACUCAGUGAAAAAGGAUAUUUAGAACACAAUAUUAUUGACACUGGAUUAUUUCUAGAUACGUAUGAUAAGCACGGGAGUGAAGUUGUGAAAGAGAUAGUUAGGCAGAUGAUGCUGGGGAAGGAUGGAAGGGAGAUAGAUGCUAAGUAUGUUGAGAAGGUUGUUCGGGUUGUUGAUGAGAGGAGGAGAAGAAGGGAGAUUGAGGCUAGUAGGCAUGCGGCUGAGUUGCUAGGGGAGGAGUUGUCAGGUAAGAAGAGUAAAGGAAAGGCAACGGGGAAGAAGAGUAAGAGGAAGAGCGAUGGGAAAACGGAUAAGAAGGGUCCAGCUGUCUCAAGGGAAGAAGAGAGGGUGGAUAAGGAGUCUAAGGCUUCUGAUGAAGAGUUGGCAGGUGCAGUAGGUGGAGUAUCUAUUGAGGAUCACAGACCCAAGAGGAGUGAUA
Encephalitozoon hellem ATCC 50504 is the source of this 1177-nucleotide messenger RNA. RefSeq lists its product as uncharacterized. Lineage: Eukaryota; Fungi; Microsporidia; Unikaryonidae. The annotation marks the transcript as partial. The transcript has a single exon. The record is from RefSeq and is a predicted model, not a curated record.